This is a messenger RNA of Macaca mulatta (Rhesus monkey), 4229 nucleotides long. Its product is annotated as taste receptor type 2 member 46. The record is from RefSeq and is a predicted model, not a curated record. Gene Ontology annotation, molecular function: bitter taste receptor activity; G protein-coupled receptor activity. NCBI's taxonomy places the organism in Eukaryota, Metazoa, Chordata, Mammalia, Primates, Cercopithecidae. Gene Ontology annotation, cellular component: membrane. Gene Ontology annotation, biological process: detection of chemical stimulus involved in sensory perception of bitter taste; G protein-coupled receptor signaling pathway; sensory perception of taste.
UCCACCUGCCUUGGCCUCCCCAAAUGCUGGAAUUACAGGCCUGGGCCACCAUGCCCAAUCUAUCAUCUGCUUUUUUAGGUAAUUUUAUUGAGGCAGGCAGUAGUUGUAAAAUGCAGUCUCACAUCAUAGCUAUACUCUAAUGAGGAGGGUAUCUGGUUUCCUGUCUUCACAGUCUGACUAGAAGAUUCCCUCUUAGAAACCAUUAUACUGUAAAAACGGAAAAGAAAUAAAAUCCAAGAUUGGAGACUGAUUUGGUAAAUAUGUGCAUAAUUAUAAAUGAAUGUUUACUGUCAAAAAUAAUGUCUUAUUGCGGUAAUUACAUAAUUGAUAAUAUAUAGGCAAAUGGCAAAAAAAAUAGACUGGAGGCAGAGGUGACAGGAGUAAAUUUACUUAAAGUAUUUUUUGAACUGUUCUAUAUCUACUAGGAGAUUUUGAACAAUGACCCUGUAAUUCUAUCCAAAGGUAUAUAUACAAAGGAAUUGUAUCAAAUGAUAUUUGAGAGAAUGCUUUAGUAGAAUUAUUCAUAACUGUUCAAAAAAAAGCUGGCCAAAUAGAUAUUAAGGAUAGAUCAAUCAUUACAGUAAAUCCACACAACAGAACAACAUAGAGAAGUGAAAAAAAACAUAUGUACAUGCAACUCUGUGACUAAAUUUCAGAAACACAAUGUUGAGACCAAGAAACCACAACCAAGAAGAACAUGAAGGAUUGCACCUACACACAGUUGAAAGCAGGCCAGACCAAGCUGUGCAGUUUAGGGUUGCAUACCUAAUUGGUAAAGUAUAAGGAAAAUCAAGGAAAUGAUCAUCAUAAAUUAUGGGUAUUGUUUAUCUCCAGAGAUGUGAACAAGGGGUUACGGGCUUGGAAAGUGGCAUGGAGGUGGACCUAGGCUGUUUUCGGUGUUCCUUGUCUUGCCUGCCAUCAUGGUUACUUGAGUGCUUAUGAUACAUUGCGGUAUUUCCCAUUUUUGUUUUGGCUCAUUUCUAAGUGUGCGUUAUUAUUUUAACAUAAAAAUUUUAAAUUAGGAGAAAUAUCUUAUAAAAGUUUAUUAUUACUCAUUAUAUACUGCAGGAAAAAUAAACUAUUUGUAUACAUUCUUAUACAACUCUAAGAGAGUUGAAGUAAGAACUUUCUUAUUUAGUUGUAACAUGAGGAUAUUUGAGAUGAUGUUAUCUGUCACCUCCAGAUUUUUCCAAAGGAUUUCUUCUAGCCUUAAUUAUCCACCUCAUAGGAAUAAACCUUUGCCAUUCCCCAUCGAUUUUUUCCUUUUGGCUCCUGAAUUUCUGACACAACAAGGUUGUACAUAUUUUACACACUCUUAGUUUAGCAGAGUUCUUUUCUCAGUUAUGUUUUUCUGCAAGAGAAACCCUCCAAAACUACAUCAUAUAUUUAUAUAUUAUAUCUUUAGAUCUCAUUUUUCUAAGCCGGGUUUGGUGGAUGUCUCUGGGGAUUUGUGGUGGGCCAAAUUCUACAUCUUGGAGGUCGUUAGAGUUUGGCCAAUUUAGUCUGGAUCAGGUGGGGACAAUGUGCCUUCAUUAGUUUUUCAUUCUCCUUCUGGGAACAGUGUACUAGCUAGGAGAUAUUCUCAUCCUAAAUAGAAAGAGGAAAAACCCCAGUAUGGAAGCCAUCUCAAAUCUCUAUGCAAAGUAUAUUAAUUUUCAGUUCAUCAAAGCAAGCUAAAUUAUUGAACUUCAAGUUCAGGGGAAAAGUAGUCAGUCGUCCUGUGAUGGGAGGUUACUGCAAGAUUAUAUGUCAAAGGGCCUGGUACCCAUGAAUACUUAUAAAAUUGCUGAAUAUUUUAAUUAAAUAAUAAAUAUUUAAACUUUAGACUUGAAAAAACUUUACCAAAGACCUAAUAAUUAGAGAUGUGUUUGAUAAAUAAAUAUUGUUCAUGGGCUGAAAACCCUGAGUGGGAAAAUAGGACUAAUUUCAGCUGGACAACCCCCUGGAAACUCAUUUUAUAGUUUGGAAAUUACAAGAAAAUAAUUCAUUCCAUUCAUAAGUGGUGUGCACAUGUGUGUGUUUGUGCAUUUAUUUAUGAGCUUGUGAAUAAUGAAGUCACACAAAAGUAUUAGCAGCAACCAGAUCUUAUGGAGUACCUGCCUGCCUGUGGUUCUCAAGUAAAUCUUAGAUGCUUUUGAUAAAAGAAGGUUGAAUUCUGUGUAUUUAAAUCUGGUGUUUAAAAAAGACUGUAUAGGUCAUGAUCUUAGUUAUGACAAGCUCCCUUUAAGAAUUUAGAUAUUUACUAUAUGAUCUCUGUAUUGAGUUAUAAAACUUUUCUAACAACUAAAGUCACUAAAGACAGAUAAUGGAGAGGUUACACAAGGAAAACUUGCAAACACUGAAAGUGAAUAUGUCCUUGUUUGCAUACUAGCAAAUGAGAAUUCAGGGUUCAUGUCAACUUCAGUAUGAAUAAUUCCAGCCUAUAACAAGAACAGACAUGAGUGAAUGAGUUAAUUUGAGUUGUUUUGAAAUUAAAAAUGUUUUCCAUAAAGAGAGCAUUGAACUCAUCCAUUAGCAUGCUAUGGUGAUUUCUGGCUUUACACUGGUCACGAAAAUUAAAAGUAAAAAGAAUGGCACAGCAGAUACACAAAUCAGGUACAUAUAGAUUUUAAGGUCAGGAUAUUCAAGCAAUCACAACCUGCGAUGUUACACCGGCAUUUUAAAAAUUUCUUUCUGUCUGUUCAGACAUGAUAACUGUUCUAUCUAUCACUUUUUCCAUUCUAAUAAUGGUUAUAUUUGUUAUUGGAAAUUUUGCUAAUGGCUUCAUAGCAUUGGUAAAUUCCAUUGAGUGGGUCAAGAGACAAAAGAUCUCGUUUGCUGACCAAAUUCUCACUGCUCUGGCUGUCUCCAGAGUUGGUUUUCUCUGGGUAUUAUUACUACAUUGGUGUGCAACUGAGUUUAAUCUAGCUUUUUAUAGUGUAGAAGUAAGAAGUACUGCUUAUAACGUCUGGGUAGUGACCAACCAUUUCAGCAGCUGGCUUUCUACUAGCCUCAGCAUAUUUUAUUUUCUCAAGAUUGCCACUUUCUCCAACCUGAUUUUUCUUCACUUAAAGAGGAGAGUUAUGAAUGUCAUUCUGGUGAUGCUGUUGGGGUCUUUGCUAUUUUUGGCUUGUCAUCUUUUUGUCAUAAACAUGAAUCAGAUUGUACAGACAAAAGAAUAUGAAGGAAACAUGACAUGGAAGAUCAAAUUGAAGAGUGCAAUGUACUUUUCAAAUAUGACUGUAACCAUGCUAGCAAACUUUGUACCCAUCACUCUGACCCUGAUAUCUUUUCUGCUGUUAAUCUGUUCUCUGUGUAAACAUCUGAAGAAGAUGCAGGUCCAUGGCAAAGGAUCUCAAGAUCCCACCACCAAGGUCCACAUAAAAGCUUUGCAAACUGUGACCUCCUUUCUCCUGUUAUGUGCCAUUUACUUUCUGGUCAUAAUGCUAUCAGUUUGGAAUUUUGAGAGGCUGGAAAACGAACAUGUCUUCAUGUUCUGCCAAGCUACUGUAUUCAGCUAUCCUUCCACCCACCCAUUCAUCCUGAUUUGGGGAAACAAGAAACUAAAGCAGAUUUUCCUUUCAACUUUGUGGAAUGUGAGGUACUGGGUGAAAGGACAGAAGCCUUCAUCUCUGUAGAUUCACGAGAGGGGCCUUGUGUGUCUUCUAGCAGAAAACAAACUGGUGAUGUAUGAAACAUUUUCUAUUUCUUACUGGGUUUUCUGUAAUGUAUGUAUAUGAAUAAUUUCCAAAUGUAUACCUAGAAAAGUCUUUUACCUAAUGUUAGUCUAAAAAGCAUAUAUGUGUGUGUGUGUGUGUAUUUAUGUGUGUAUGAAAAACUGAAGAACAUUGACAAUAACAUGCUUUUUAUUGUUUUUUCAAAGAAUUGCCAAAUUAUAGAAAGUACGACAAAAAUUCCUCAGAAUUCUGAAGCCAUGUUUAUUUUAUGCAUGUAGUUUUUAUUUCAUUUGAAGAAUUUAUGUCUAUUUAUAAUUAUUAAGAACUAACAGCUUAUCUUGGGGAAAAUAUUGCUCUUUUGAUUGUUAUUUGAACCACACAAAUAUACCACAGUGUGCUUAGAAUUCGUUGUUUUAACCUAUAACUUUUUGGAUAAUAAUGUCAUUCAAUUCUAUCUCAAUAAUCAGGAUGUAUCUUUGGGGUUUUAUUCCAUUAUGAAUUCCUAUUUUAUGUUUAGUAAAAAGCAAACAGAAUUGUUGUUAGAAAACAAUGCACACAAUAAAAUUUGAGUCA